AUGGGGUCCUAUGGAAAUCCCCAGUACUCGGCGGAUCAGUUCAUGAAUCCGGGGCCGGCUCCCCGCCCCCCAACUGAUCGCCCAAAGUUGUCGAUUCCAACCAACAAUCCAGUUGCGACCUCGUUCAGCCAGAUGACCUUGAACUCACCCAGCACCCCAGGUCCCAAUCUCUCGCUUUUCCCCAACACCAGUUCUCCGUCCCUGGCCCGGACCCAAACCGGCGGUGUCGCAAUUGUGAAGGAAGGCCCCGUGCGCUGCAAGGAAGACAAGUUUCUGGCAACAUGGAAUCAACGUCAACUGAUCCUGCGCGAAUUCAAAAUCGAAUUUUUGAAAACAGAUUCAGGAAAGGUCGUCUUGUCGUUCCCCCUAUCGACCGUUACCGCCGUUCAACGUUCCGAAGACUCGAAGAUGGCUUUUGAUAUUACCCGAUUGGCCAACCCCAAGGAUGUGAACAACAAAGUCGCUUUAAUCACUCGCGACUUACCCACUAAAACCAUCACCUGUGAGGUGAAAUCCGAUGAUGAAAUCUAUGAGUGGAUUGAUAAGAUCUACGAACGUUGCCCGGGUAUGGGUGGUGUCAGUAAUCCCACUAAUUUCAGUCACCGCGUUCAUGUUGGCUUCGAUCCACAAUCCGGUGCUUUCGUAGGCUUGCCCCCAGAGUGGGAGAAACUCCUGACUGCUUCCGCCAUUACAAAGGAGGAUUAUAAGAAAAAUCCUCAGGCAGUCAUUGAGGUUUUGGAGUUUUACUCCGAUAUCAAGAUGCGGGAACAAAAUCCACAAUACUACGGAGGAAUGAACGGCCCUGCGGCUGCUCCGUCUAAUAAGAUGCCUUCCAGCACUUCUAUGGGAAGCGGAAUUGCACCUCCUCGUCCUGCACCACCAGGCCCAAUGCAGCGUCUUGACAGCUCACAAUCUGGAUCCUUGCGUUCCGUCUCAUCUCCUACAUCUGACCGUGCCACAGAACAACAACAACAAUUGGAGCGCAUGAAAGAGAUGGCCGACCAAGAACGUCGCCGCGUAGAGGAGGAGACUCGUCGCAAGGAGGACCAAGAGUACAAUGCCUCUUUACCAAAAGGUCGUGUUCCAAUGGCCAAGCAAGAACUCGGUGGUUAUGGUGGUGGAUCGUCAGACAACCGUUACCAGCCCAGUCGCCCUGCUCCUCAAGCGCCUGGCUCUUCUCGUAGCCCGGCUCCCGAUGCCCGUCAAUUAACCGCCCAACGCCCUGCUCCGCCUCCACCAUCGUCCCAAAAUUCCUACGGAAAAUCUCACACUCGCACGCCUGGCAGUGGCUCUAUGAGCGAUGCUCACGGCUCGCCCUCGCGUUAUCCUCCAAACGACCCUCGAUCUCAGGCCUCUUCCAGUCGCCCUCCACAGGGCCAAGGGCCUCCUCCAACUCGUCUGCCUGCUCCUGUGCAGCAAGUUAAGCCGUUGAACAUUGCCAACAAGCAACAACCGCAACAACAGCAGCCCGCUAGCAAGGCGGCUGUUCCUGAUGGCGUUCGCCAAGCUGAGGCCGCCUUGACUAAGAAGCCCGAGCAGUCGCACAAGAAGGAGGUACGCAUGUCUGCCAUGUCUGAGAAUGAAGUAAUGGAUCGCUUGCGCUCGGUUGUCUCGAAGGAUAAUCCCAACGAGUCCUACAGCAAGCAACGUAAGAUCGGCCAGGGUGCUUCUGGCUCCGUCUACGUUGCACGAGUGAAGGAGGGAGCAACAUCGGCCGUGGCUCAUGAGCUAUACCGACAGUACGGACCGAGAUGCCAGGUCGCCAUUAAGCAGAUGGACCUGCGUAGCCAACCUCGCAAGGAAUUGAUCGUGAACGAGAUUAUUGUCAUGAAGGACAGCCAACAUGCCAACAUUGUCAACUUCUUGGAUUCCUUCUUGCAGGAGGCAAGCAACGAGCUCUGGGUCGUCAUGGAGUUCAUGGAGGGUGGUGCUUUAACCGAUGUGAUCGACAAUAACCAAGUAAUUCAAGAAAACCAGAUUGCCACCAUUUGUCAUGAGACUUGCAAAGGUUUGGCUCAUCUGCACGGCCAGAACAUCAUUCACCGAGAUAUUAAGAGUGAUAAUGUUCUGCUGGACCGUGUCGGCCACGUCAAGAUCACCGAUUUUGGUUUCUGUGCUAAGCUCACCGAGUCCAAGAGCAAGCGUGCCACAAUGGUCGGUACUCCUUACUGGAUGGCACCGGAAGUUGUCAAGCAGAAGCCAUAUGGCCCUAAGGUCGAUUGCUGGUCUUUGGGUAUCAUGGCUAUUGAGUUGAUCGAGUCUGAGCCUCCUUACUUGAACGAGGAACCUUUGAAGGCUCUUUACAAUAUUGCUACAAACGGUACACCGCGUCUCAAGAAGCCCGAGAAGCUGAGCAAGGAACUCAAGGCAUUCUUGAGUGUUUGUCUCUGCGUGGAUGUCCGCAGCCGUGCCACCUCUGAAGAGUUACUUGCCCACGAAUUCUUGCAGACUGGCUGCAGCCUUGCUAGCUUGGCUGAAUUGCUUAGCUGGAAGAAGGUCAACGGCCAGUAA
Molecule: messenger RNA, 2511 nt
Organism: Penicillium angulare
Lineage: Eukaryota; Fungi; Ascomycota; Eurotiomycetes; Eurotiales; Aspergillaceae
Product: serine/threonine protein kinase CLA4
Exons: 3
Coding region: 1-2511 (836 amino acids)
Biological process (GO): protein phosphorylation; intracellular signal transduction; regulation of MAPK cascade
Cellular component (GO): cytoplasm
Molecular function (GO): ATP binding; protein serine/threonine kinase activity
Source: RefSeq, a predicted model, not a curated record